This is a messenger RNA of Trichophyton rubrum CBS 118892, 2949 nucleotides long. RefSeq lists its product as uncharacterized. Lineage: Eukaryota; Fungi; Ascomycota; Eurotiomycetes; Onygenales; Arthrodermataceae. The transcript is spliced from 5 exons. The record is from RefSeq and is a predicted model, not a curated record. Bases 1 to 1494 code for a protein of 497 amino acids.
AUGAAGUCCCUGAGGAGGUUCGGCGUCGCGGCCGGCUGUCUGCUAUGGGCUGCGCUGGCAGACUGCGUCCCCUUCACGGUCAACACCACCAACGGCCCCAUCACCGGCCACCCAGCAAAGACAGCGUCAACGGUCCAUGAGUUCCUGGGGAUUCCGUAUGCUCAGCCGCCUGUCGGCAAGCUGCGAUUCAUGCCGCCGCAGCGAUAUGUUGGUGACCAGCCCGACUGCGUGUACACGCCGGCGAAACUGGUCCCUUUCCCCGGCGCGACGCCCAACUACGCUAGGAUCCUGACGGCCUUCAUGGGCAGCGGUGCCAACGUCCACAGCGAGGACUGCCUGACGCUGAACAUCUGGACGAAGGGCACUGCAGGCCGGAAGAGACCCGUCCUGGUCUUCUUCUACGGCGGGAGAUUCACCAUUGGGGAUACCAACACCCCCUUUUUCGACGGCCAGUUCUUCUCAGAAGCCGAGGAUGUCGUGGUGGUGACCGUCAACUAUCGAGUAGGCAUCUUUGGCUUCCCUGGUGCCCCCGGACUGCGCCAGAACCUGGGCCUGAGGGACCAGCGGCUGGCGGUUGAAUGGCUUCGGGACAACGCCGGGGCCUUUGGCGGAGACCCUUCGAGGAUAACCAUCUUCGGGCAGUCGUCUGGAGCUCUGGCAGUCGAUGCGUAUUCCUAUGCGUAUCGAGACGACCCCAUUGUGGCUGGCCUGAUCCUUCAUUCCGGUACCAUCUUCAGCUUCCCUCUAAAUUCGAGGGAGCUGGCGGCCAGGAACUGGUACAAUGCGUCUUCUCUCGCAGGCUGCGGCUCAGCGGGAGAUGUGCUGGCCUGUAUGCAAAGCAAGCCUGUGGACGAUAUCAGACUCGCGGCGGAUAAGGUCCCUCCGCCGCCUAAUACGAGCGUUGCUCGCUCACAGCCUGUGUUUCAGCCAGGCCCAGACGGUGAACUUAUCUUUGAUGACUAUGAGUCCCUGGCGUCUCAGGGGAAAUUCAUCCAAACCCCCAUGAUACUUGGCCAUGGAGACCGUGAAUCUUCAUUCUACAACAUCUCUGCUUCGGCUCGAGGCACUGUUCUCACAGACGAGCAGUGGGCCCAGUUCGUUACAGACGUGUUCGGAUGCCCGGCCAUGAAGGAAGCAGAUUACCGAACUCAGCACAAAAUUCCGCUAUGGAGAUAUCGUUACUUUGCUGAUUGGACCAAUACUCGGCUGUUCCCUAACAGUGGCGCAUACCACGGUGUCGACCUCCAUAUGGUCUUUGGCAAUUCCCAGGGAGUGACCGGAGAUUCAGAAUCGCCAGAUCAAACCAUUCUCAAGAGAAUCAUGCAAAGAGCCUGGGCUGCCUUUGCAGCUGACCCCUGGGCUGGGCUCAAAAGUCAGGGAUGGCCUGUCUACAAGAAGGACGCCUACACCGUGGCCCGUCUUGGGUAUAAUAACAGCCCUUUUCCGGAUUUUGUCAAACCGGCAGCUUAUGAUGCCAAUUGUCGUGGUGCUUAGGACGCCCAUCCUCUUUUUUCCAACCUUCUUCAACUCAGUGUCAAUGUUAAAUCUAAUCCAAGAAGAAGUAAUAUUUACGCAAGGCCUCACUCCAAUUUCAUGUGGUUGCGGCCAUGUCCAGUGAUAGAACAAGCCAAAAAUCAACGGUAUCUAUACCGAGUCUCAUGCAGAGUAUGUUCAAGUGGUACUCUGAACUCCAGGCUUAUAUAACACCAGAAACGUGCAGCCAUGGCUAUGGUAGCUUCAGACCAGCCUGCAAGCCUCCAAUAGUCCCGCUGUCAUUGCAACGGUAAAGUCAAACAGCGCCUCGAAGCUAUCCCGUCGUCUGGCCCGAAGUUGCUUGGGAAGUAACCAAGUAUAUUACCGGCAAGGAUGGUAUAUAACGGAAUAACCCUUCACUAGCUAGCUACCGGGGGAGAGGAUAUCAAUGCACUGCCGUCCCGUCCAUCUGCCCUAAAGAAGUUCAUUGGCUAUGCUUCGUACAGACUCGCGUAGGAAGCGCAAGACAGCCAUAAGGGUUUGUUCUCUCAACCCAGGACAGAAACCGCCUGUAUACAGACCACCUUGAUAGUUGAGAAAGGUUCAGUCGUCCUUACUAAGUCUCGUGGGGGUGCACUCCAUGGACUCGCUGACUUUCAUACAAACUCUAGUUACCGAAGAAGCAAAAAGAUGCGUUUUCCAUAUCCCCCUUGAACCAGAGCCGGACCGCCCGGUAGUCCACUGAGAUGGGUACUCAAACUCAUCCCUGCAUCUCUCCAUUCCUUUGGAGUAUGCUUCGUCGCCGUUCGGAGUACCCCGGGAGUGUGAGGUCCUCUCGAUCGUCCAUCUUGUCUGGGGAAUGUUCGAAUAGCUCCAGGUUCUCACAACCACUGCGUGCGUGGUCAUGUUUGUAUCGACAUCAUCCUUCGAGGGUAGUGUAACCAGUUAUAUCAGCCACCUCCAACUGGCUGUGCUGAAAGCCAUGGGCCAAGGUCACAAACAAGGCAUAACUAGUUAUUACCCAGGUAAACCUCAGCGUUUCGAAUGCUUCCCCCCCUCCCAGUGAAAAUUCAGACCUCUAAACGGCCAGUUUCAGCCUCCCAGGCAAAAAGAAGGCUCUUCAUCGUCACUGUGCAGGGAGUCCACACAAGAAUACGAUAAUGGGUUGAAACACAGCUCGUGGAACACAAGGAAUGGAAAGGGAUAAGCCUGCCAGUGAAGGAUCAGCCUUCGAAUUUCUUCAUUUCACCACCAUCUAGACUCUCAAAAUGGCCUUUUCCUUGCUUGCUUUUUCCUUUCUGACUCUCCUAUCCACCCGGGAAGCCAUAAUUUUUAUACCUACGGAGAUGGCAGUGGCAACCAUUCACAAAUUAACCCAAAUAAAUCAGCAUGGAUAGGAGUUCGAAACUGACGGGCGUCCUGAUAGUUGCUCAAUCAUCCGCGCCGUCGUGGUCCCGUCCGUAUUUGAACUCCUGU